CGUCAUCGCGUUUCUGAAGACCCAACCCAAUCCAACCGGAAGACAACAGUGUUUUUUUCAUCCUUUUGAUCGAUACGAUGCAAAUUUGCGACGGUCAACGCUAAGCACUGACAUUCUUCAUUCCAAUAAUAAAAUGCCCUUAUUUGAUGGGUUGGGAAGUGGAGGAGAGAAGACUGCGAUCGUUAUUGACUUAGGAGCAGCAUACACAAAAUGCGGCUUUGCAGGGGAAACGGGGCCCAGGUUCAUAAUUCCGAGCGAGAUCCGGAAACCGGGACAGCAGCAGGCCAUCAAAGUGGUUCAGUACAACAUCAAUACAGAAGAGCUUUAUGUCAUCCUCAAAGAGUUUAUCCAUUUACUGUACUUCAGGCACCUGCUGGUGAAUCCUCGCGACAGAAGGGUGGUCAUCAUCGAGUCCAUCCUCUGCCCGUCUCACUUCAGGGAGACACUCACCAAGGUUUUCUUUAAACAGUUUGAGGUGCCCUCUGUGUUGUUUGCUCCAAGCCACCUCAUGGCCAUCAUGACUUUGGGAAUCAACUCGGCUCUGGUGAUGGACUGUGGCCACACAGAGACGCUGGUGCUACCUGUUUAUGAGUGCACUCCUAUUCUUCCAGCUUGGGAGGCUUUGCCUUUGGGAGGGAAAGCCAUUCAUAAAGAAUUAGAUGGACUUCUUGUGGAACAGUGCACUGUGGACACCGACACCACCACUGGGCAGAGUGUACCAGCUGCCAUUGGGACCAUCCCAGAGGAGACUGUGGAGGAUAUCAAGGUCAGAACAUGCUUUGUCAGUGACCUGCAGAGAGGCCUCCAGAUCCAGGAAGCCAAAUUUAACCUGGACGGUGCAGCUGAACGUCCAGCCCCGCCUCCAGAUGUUGAUUACCCUCUGGAUGGUGAGAAAAUCUUGCACGUCAAAGGAUCAAUCAGGGACUCUGUGAUGGAGAUCCUGUUUGAACAGGACAAUGAAGAGAAGAGUGUGGCCUCUCUGAUACUUGAUGCUCUGGUCAAGUGCCCCAUUGACACACGUAAGGUGCUCUCAGAGAACCUGGUGGUGAUCGGAGGCACGGCCAUGCUGCCGGGUUUCCUGCACCGUCUGCUGGCCGAGCUACGCCUCCUUGUGGAGAAACCCAAGUACAGCAACGUGCUGGCCAGCAAGAGCUUGCGUUUACACGCUCCACCUGCCAAGCCCAACUGCACCGCCUGGCUCGGAGGUGCUAUCUUCGGGGCGCUGCAGGACAUCCUGGGCAGCAGGUCAGUGUCACGAGACUACUACAACCAGACAGGCCGCAUCCCAGACUGGUGCUGCUUGAGCUCCCCUCCUCCCGAGUCUCUCUACGAAGCAGGGAAGACGCCCCCCCCCCUCAUGAAGAGAGCCUUCUCCACAGAGAAGUAGAGUGAUCUGUAACAUAAUUCUAAUGAUGUACUCUCCUUUACUCCACGUGAUAAAACAGUUCAGUCUUUUUAAUGUGUUAACUACAUCAAACAAACAGCUCUAGACGUUCUUAAUGUCUAGUAGUCACACGCACGUUUUUGUGUGCAGACUGUUUGAUGAUGGGGCGAGCUGGUUUCUGACCUCCCCAGUAAGAACAGAUAUUGGGAUUUUAGGCGUUUACAUUGAUAUUCUACAAGUGUUAGAAUUUCAAGUACUGUAGGUCCUGUGCUACACGCAGCCGUGUCUUCUGUUUCAUUUUACGUCUCACUGAGGAAGACUGACCCUGUACAUGCUCAGUCUCACUUCACCUGUUUCUGCAUUUUGUUGCCAUUACGACUGAAAAACCCAUCGUGUUCAGCAGAAAUGUUUACCAAAUUGUGCUUUAGUAAUCCUUUUUCCAGUAAAACUGCAGAAAAUGUGGCUCAACUUUGCUGAUGUUUUCCAGUGUGAUGUAUGAUAAAGUGUGGAGAACUGACUGCGUUUUUGACGGUAAUGUCCCAUGGAAGUCUUAUUUAUUGUUUGGAUCUCGCAGUGUAAAGUGGUUGUUGAACUCAAUAAAGGCCCUGCACACUCACGAAGGUAUUGUCAGUUAUUUCAUUUCAAAAUGGGGUGGAGGUAUCCUGGGAAAUACUAAGUCGUCCCACCCUUAAGAAGUGGUAGCACAUGUAACGGGACGGUCAGGGAGAUGUGAAUUAGUCAAGAUCCGAACACAUCCACUCUGAGCAGUGGUCUAAUCAAGCUAAAUAAUUGAAAUCACCUGUGUGUGUUGACUGUAGUAUUUGUUGUUGUUGUUGUUGUUUACAGGCUUUAACACAUCUUCCAAACAAUGCCAUCUUGCUCUGUAACCUUUUAUAUCCAACUAUUACAACAAAUAAAUAUUUAGAA
Messenger RNA from Perca flavescens (yellow perch), 2311 nucleotides. RefSeq names its product actin related protein 10 (gene actr10). The coding region runs from base 134 to 1387 and encodes 417 amino acids. The record is from RefSeq and is a predicted model, not a curated record. Lineage: Eukaryota; Metazoa; Chordata; Actinopteri; Perciformes; Percidae. The transcript is spliced from 13 exons.